This is a messenger RNA of Ornithodoros turicata, 1886 nucleotides long. RefSeq names its product myosin light chain kinase, smooth muscle-like. The transcript has 6 exons. Bases 213 to 1871 code for a protein of 552 amino acids. The record is from RefSeq and is a predicted model, not a curated record. Lineage: Eukaryota; Metazoa; Arthropoda; Arachnida; Ixodida; Argasidae.
CGUAGGAUUUGAAAACAGUGGUGACGGGCAGCGGUGGCGCAUCAUCAGACACACGGAGGAUGUUGGAGGCAGGGCACCGCACACGACUGCAACGUGCUCCAUCGUUGUUUACCGCCGUGAUUGCGCUCAGAUAAAUUGGUCCUGAUAACGUAUCCAGACAGCGGCACAGCAGCCGCCCUGCCGGCGGCGUGGCUGGAAAGCGUGGCGGGCUGAUGGCUGGACCUCCGCGGUUCUUGAUGGCACCCCGCAGCAAGACGGUACCCGAAGGCUCGCACGUUCGCUUCCUGUGCCUCGUCAGUGGUGAACCUCAGCCCCGCGUCCGAUACACUCACGACGGCAAGGAUCCGAAGGACGCCACCGUCACUUACCUGCAGGACAACCUCUGCUGCUUGGACGUGGGAGCUGUCACGCUGGAACAUGCCGGGCUCUACCGCGUGGAAUUGAGCAAUCCUUCUGGGGUCGCCUGCGUAGAGACGCAUCUGGAAGUCACUGGCAAAGAAACGAAAGUGGUCCCAUCACCCCCGAAAGUCCUGGUUCCAUUACGCGACACGACAGUAGAGGACGGUCAGUCGUUCACUCUAUCGUGCGAGGUAUCCGGCCAGCCCCCUCCUUCAGCUGUGUGGAGCCGCGACGGAAUCCCACUGGCGCCGUCUUCCCAAGAUUUCCAAGUGAUUCUCGACGGUUGCGGUACCAUUCUGCUGCUGGUACGCGAAGCCUUCCCGGAAGAUAGUGCCCGCUUCGCUUGCCGCCUUCGGAAUCCCAGCGGGGAGGCAACCACGUCUUGUAUGGUGACAGUACGAGGUGUAAAGGCCCCUGCUCCGCAAGACAUCGAGAAUGUUAUCUCUGAACAUACGGAGAAACAGAAGGAUCUCCAGGCUGCCCUGGUUAACGGGAACGACCGAGUGGCCACCGAUCACAGCACCCCCGUGAAACGGCGGAACCAGCUACAGCUACCAGGAACCCACGGUGUCCCAGCUUGUCUUUCUCUGCUUCCUAUCUCUACGUGUUCCGGUGGCAUGAAACGACGGAAUAACAGUUCGUUCCACGCGCGCACUACUGACCACGCUUACUCUGUGUUGUGCCCGUUCCUGCUUGGAAAUUUGGAACUACCAGCGUGGCUGAAGCAUCACGUGGCUAGGCUUUCCACUAACUCACGCUAUGCCCGAACGCCUAUAAGGACUACCAUUUCUCUGCCUCGCACUAUACAAAACUGCGUCCAAAUCUGUCUGCAAUUGUUGUCUUCUGGUGCGCUCUCCCCUGCGAUGAAUGCAACAUUUUCCAUGCCUGGCUGGUACCGGAAUCGACAGCAUGCGCACUUUGCCAUAACCGCUUCUGAGAGCGACGCGCAAAUGCUGACAGACUCGAUACCGCCUUGUGUGCCCAAAUACUGUGGUUUCCCGCGUCUCUGCAGUGAUUCCACAGGUGUAGUACCGGACGUUAUUUUCUCCUCAGAUGCGUCAACGUUCAAGAAUGCUCAAACUGCUACACUUGCGAACAUUCACUCGGGACAAACAUGCGCCCGAGUUCUCAGUGAUACGAAUUCUUCGUGCCCGGAACAACCACUAAGUAACGGCAACCCUACGAACUACAGAAGGAGGCCACCGGCCGACCUUUUGCCGCCGGAACAGUACGAAGUGCACUCUCCAACCUCGUUGGACGAUGACGAGCUCGUUCCAGCACAGAUCAUCCGCGGUCCCCAGAGCGUUGUCACUCAGAUUGGGGCCGACGUCCGACUGAACGUGCGAUUCGUCGGAGUUCCGGUUCCGAAAGUCACUUGGAUCAGAGCUGUAAGUCACCACGAUGUGCGCUAUGGGAGAGGACAGCUGUCGUGUCUUUUAAACAUCCAAGAUUAUUUUUGUCCGCACUUUUAGUCAAAAUAAUUUCGG